Tyto alba (common barn owl) is the source of this 1539-nucleotide messenger RNA. It is a transcript of the gene NPFFR1, whose product is annotated as neuropeptide FF receptor 1. Bases 1 to 1449 code for a protein of 482 amino acids. Lineage: Eukaryota; Metazoa; Chordata; Aves; Strigiformes; Tytonidae. Gene Ontology annotation, molecular function: peptide binding; neuropeptide receptor activity. Gene Ontology annotation, biological process: G protein-coupled receptor signaling pathway. The transcript is spliced from 6 exons. The record is from RefSeq and is a predicted model, not a curated record. Gene Ontology annotation, cellular component: membrane.
AUGGCGGGGGACAUCCCUGUGCCCAUAAGGCCGUCGUCGUCGUCGUCGUUCCCCCCCCCCCCCCCGCCCCGCUCCGCUGCAGCCGGUGAGCAGCCGCAACCGGCGCGGCGGCACCGGCACCGCGGUACCGGGGGGAGGGACGGGGACAAACUCCCCCCCCCUCCCUCGGUACCAUCUCCCCCCCCUCCCACCCGCCGCAUGCCAGCGAUGCACCCCCCGGAGCCGGGCCGGGCUGGCGGAGGCCCUUCCAACAGCACCUGGCCCAACUCUACCACAAGCGAGAGCCACCUCCUGAGGGAGAACUACACCUUCUCGGCAUACUACCAGCACUCCUCCCCCGUGGCUGCCAUGUUCAUCCUGGCCUACACCUUCAUCUUCCUCAUGUGCAUGAUCGGCAACAUGCUGGUGUGCUUCAUCGUGGUGAAGAACCGCCAGAUGCGAACAGUCACCAACAUGUUCAUCCUCAACCUGGCCAUCAGCGACCUGCUGGUGGGCAUCUUCUGCAUGCCCACCACCUUGGUGGACAACCUCAUCACGGGUUGGCCCUUUGACAACACCAUGUGCAAAAUGAGCGGCCUGGUGCAGGGCAUGUCUGUCUCUGCCUCCAUUUUCACGCUGGUGGCCAUCGCUGUGGAGAGGUUUCGCUGUAUUGUCUACCCCUUCCGGCAGAAGCUGACGCUGAGGAAAGCCCUGGUGACCAUUGCCAUCAUCUGGGUGCUGGCCCUGCUCAUCAUGUGCCCUGCUGCCAUCACCCUGACCGUCACCAGAGAGGAGCACCACUUCAUGGUGGACACCUACAACAACUCCUACCCCCUCUACUCCUGUUGGGAGGCCUGGCCCGAGACGGGGAUGAGGAGGAUCUACACCACCGUCCUCUUCUCCCACAUCUACGUGGCCCCCCUUGCCCUCAUCGUCGUCAUGUACGCCCGCAUCGCCUUCAAGCUCUUCAAGUCAGCGGCGCCUGCCCACGGCCAAGAGGAGCCGGAGGGGAGGAGGGUCUCCCGGAGGAAGGCCAAGGUCAUCAACAUGCUCAUCAUCGUCGCCCUCUUCUUCACCCUCUCCUGGCUGCCCCUCUGGACACUGAUGCUGCUGAUGGACUACGGGCGGCUGAGCGAGGGCCAGCUCCGCCUGGUCACCGUCUACGUCUUCCCCUUCGCCCACUGGUUGGCUUUCUUCAACAGCAGCGCCAACCCCAUCAUCUACGGCUACUUCAACGAGAACUUCCGACGGGGUUUCCAGGAGGCCUUCAGGGCCCCUUUCUGCUCGCCCCACCGUCCCCGCCACCGCCCCCGUGGGCCCUACACCCCCAGGAGCCACGGCCGUGGGAUCUUCUUCUUCGCCCCGCGCAACCGCGUCUUCGCCCAGGCCCGGGCCAGCGACUCGCCGCCCGCCUCCGAGUCCGGGCCGCUGGCUCCACGCCACGCCGGCGUCCCCGCGUGGGACGGCUGAGCGGCCGCCUCCGGACCCACGGGGCGCGCGGGGUGGGGGAGCGAAGGGGGGAAUCCACCAAAAUAAACGGCGCGUCCUUGCCGGCGCCGC